Dipodomys spectabilis (banner-tailed kangaroo rat) is the source of this 452-nucleotide messenger RNA. RefSeq names its product proline-rich protein 13-like. NCBI's taxonomy places the organism in Eukaryota, Metazoa, Chordata, Mammalia, Rodentia, Heteromyidae. Gene Ontology annotation, cellular component: nucleoplasm. The record is from RefSeq and is a predicted model, not a curated record.
UGAACAUGUGGCAUCCCAAUGCAGGGCAGCCGGUGCAAAAUGCAAGUAUCCCUUACAUGGGGUGCCCUGGAGGUUCCAAUCCUGGGUGUCCACCUCCUUUGUGCCCACAACCUGUAAAUCCGGCCAUUCCUCCUGGUCCUGUUCCCGGGUGUCCCUUUCCUCCAGGACCUCCCCAGGGGAACCCAGCUUUCCCUCCAUGUGGGCCCUCUUACCCUGUGCCACAGCCACAGUAUCCAGGAUAACAACCCUCAGGUCCUUACCCCCCAUGCCCACCACCUGCACCUGGCAUGUGUCCUGUGAAUCCCCUGGCUCCUGGCAUAGGCCCACGAGCCCCAAUGGACAAGAAAACACUGAAGAAAAUGAAGAAAACACAUAAAAAGAUGCACAAACACCACAAGCAUGGCAAGCAUUCCUCCUUUUCCUCCUUCUCUUCCAGCAGAGACUCUGACUGA